AUGCCAAGGUCUGGGAAGGUCAAUGAAGUGGUGCAGGAAUGGCUGGUGAAGGAGGAUGGUGCGCUGGCCAGUCGACUGCAGGAUGAGGAGAUCACGGAGCACUACCAGCAGAACCGGCUACGCAACGGCGUUAUCCGCGCCGACGUGCCACGCGCGCGCAGCGAGCAGCUCAAGGAGGACGAGCGUGCUGCCUACAAGCAGGCACUGCAUGAGCAGAAGCUGUAUGAACAGUACGCGGCGGACGCGGACGUGGCGCGGCGGCUGGCGCUGGAGGCGCGCCUGCUCGGCCUGGAGGCGCCCGUGCGCGAGCUGCGGCUGGUCUCGCCGCCUGGCGCCGAGCGCGUGUACUCAGACGACGACCUGAGCGACCUGAUGGCGCCGCCGCCGGCGCUGGGCCAGCCGCUCAGCGAGGACGACGUGCGCAGCUGGCAGGAGGAGCAGGACGAGGAGGUAGCCCGGCUGCUGCAGGAGCAGGAGACCAAGCGGCGCGGCGACGUCAUGCCUCGUGACAAGGUGGCCGCCAUCGAGGCGCAGGACCGCGAACUGGCCAAGGUGCUGCAGGAGCAGGAGCGCGCCCGGCUGCGGCGGGCCAAGGAGCGGGCGGCGUUGCGCUAG
Molecule: messenger RNA, 615 nt
Organism: Pollicipes pollicipes
Lineage: Eukaryota; Metazoa; Arthropoda; Thecostraca; Pollicipedomorpha; Pollicipedidae
Exons: 7
Coding region: 1-615 (204 amino acids)
Source: RefSeq, a predicted model, not a curated record